GCUGUCAAUAAUACUGUCAUUUGCAGCCACUUCUAAGGAUCUUUGAACCCAUCUUGAAGAAUGCUAGUAAAGAGCUUCUCCAAGGGAGUCACACAAGAUCCAUUUCUAUAUCUACUCCUUCAAACAGUGGCAUUAUGAAAUUUGCUAAAAAACAACUGACUUGCAUUGGAUGCAAAGCUUUAAUCAGCAAUUCAGAUCAUACUCUCUGCCCUCACUGCAAAGGAAGAGAGGCUGAACUUUACUGCAAGUCUAUAGCUAAUGUUGCUGAGUUGGAGCAGCUCUUUGGGAGACUAUGGACACAAUGCCAGGAGUGCCAAGGCUCUCUUCACCAGGAUGUGUUGUGCACUAGGUUAGAUGUGUGAUCCAUCAACUUGGUUUUGUAUACGUGCUUAUAUUGAGUUAUAUUU
Molecule: messenger RNA, 407 nt
Organism: Olea europaea var. sylvestris
Lineage: Eukaryota; Viridiplantae; Streptophyta; Magnoliopsida; Lamiales; Oleaceae
Product: DNA polymerase delta catalytic subunit-like
Exons: 3
Coding region: 135-362 (75 amino acids)
Source: RefSeq, a predicted model, not a curated record